This is a messenger RNA of Tilletiopsis washingtonensis, 1641 nucleotides long. RefSeq names its product glutamate 5-kinase. Gene Ontology annotation, cellular component: cytosol; cytoplasm. The record is from RefSeq and is a predicted model, not a curated record. Lineage: Eukaryota; Fungi; Basidiomycota; Exobasidiomycetes; Entylomatales. Gene Ontology annotation, molecular function: ATP binding; glutamate 5-kinase activity; RNA binding. The coding region runs from base 42 to 1544 and encodes 500 amino acids. The transcript is spliced from 5 exons.
CUCGCUACCUCCACCACCCCCACACACCUCCCUCGCACGCCAUGCCGCUGCCCACAGCCGUCUCCGCGCGCCGGUCCGGCACGUCGCAGACCAUCGUCAUCAAGCUCGGCACCUCCAGCAUUCUCUCCUCGCACACCUCGCAGCCCAAGCUCAGCGUGCUCUCGGGCAUCGUCGAGACGUGCGCUGCACUGCGCGCACAGGGCCACCGCGUCGUGCUCGUCUGCUCCGGCGCCAUCGGCAUGGGCCGCCUGCGCAUGGGCAUCAAGGAGAAGCCAAAGAGCGUCGGCGAGCGCCAGGCACUGGCGGCGCUGGGCCAGCUGCGCCUCAUUGCGCUGUGGGACAGCCUCUUUGGACAGGUGGGCAUCAGCGUCGCACAGGUGCUGCUGACGCGCAACGACAUUGCCGAUCGUCCGCGCUACGAGAACGCACGCACCACGCUCGCCACGCUCCUCUCCACGUUCGACUCGAUUCCCAUCGUCAACGAGAACGACACCGUCUCCGUGUCUGAGCUGCGCUUCGGCGACAACGACACGCUCUCGGCCAUCACUGCCGGCAUCGUCGAUGCCGACUAUCUCUUCCUCUGCACCGACGUCGAUGGCCUGUACACGGGCAACCCGAACAGCGACCCCCAGGCGCGCAGGCUGGGCCUGGUGCCGAGUGUUGCCGCGGCGCGCAGAGCUGUCUCCGUCGACACGCCCGGCUCGUCGUUCGGCACGGGUGGCAUGGCGACGAAGCUGAUUGCCGCCGAGCUUGCGACUGCCGCUGGCGUAGCUACAGUGAUCAUCAAUGGCGCUCAUCCCGCCGCGAUGCUCUCCGUUGUAGAGCGUGGUCUUCCUCCACUGGGAGACGCUGCCGUCGACUCGCUGGCCUCGUCCAUCUCUUCGCUCGGUGCCGACGAGCUCGCACAGGUCGGCGCGCCGGCGCUCGAGGACCCGCCUCACACGCUCUUCCUGCCCAUCUCUGAUCCGCUGGCGCGGCGCAAGUGGAGUCUCUUGCAUGCGUUGCAUCCCGCAGGCAGUCUCUUCAUCGAUGAGGGCGCAUACCGGCGUCUCUCGCGCCCUGACUCGGGCGGCCGGCUGCUGCCAGCCGGCGUCGUCGGCGUGGAGGGCACGUGGGAGCGCAUGCAGGCGGUGCGCAUCGUGCUGCGCCGUCCGGCAUCUGACAGUGCAGCAGGUGCCUCGCAUGCCGGCACCGCAGACGACGAGCUUCCGCCGCCGGCGACGCUGGCUCAACGAGGCUUGAGUGUCUUUCUGCGCAACGAGGCAGGCUCGGGCACCAGCACGCCCAUCCAUCUCGCCGGCGACGAGCCGGUGCAUCUGGUGCCCGCAGCGGCCGUGCUGGAGGGCGAGGCAAGGGACAAGGAAGAGGAGACGACGCGGUGGGAGUGGAUCGAGGUGGGCCGCGGGCUUGCAAACUACAAUUCCAUCGAGAGCGAGCGGAUAAAGGGCAUCAAGAGCUCGCAGAUCUCGGCCACCCUCGGCUACGCAGACAGCGACUAUAUCGUCGAUCAGCUGGCGCUCCUGCCCACCGAUGGCGCCGCAUAGUCUCGCCGCAGCGUCGCGCUAUGGCCUCUACAUAGAUCGCUCUCAGUCACCGGAACACCAUCAGACUCAAAUGCAUGCAGCAGUCAUUGAUCGCGGU